Angiostrongylus costaricensis is the source of this 1251-nucleotide messenger RNA. The record is from the annotation of a GenBank genome assembly. Lineage: Eukaryota; Metazoa; Nematoda; Chromadorea; Rhabditida; Metastrongylidae.
AUGUCGUACACCAAAGGCCAGUUGAUGUGCAUCCAUGUAGGUCAGUGUGGUAAUCAAAUUGGUCAGAGUUUCUGGAAGGUUCUUUGCGACGAGCACGCCAUUGAUGGAAGAGGUCGCAUGACGUCCGAAGAGAGCAUUCAUGACAACAAAGAUGUUUUUUUCUAUCAGGCUGAUGACGACCAUUAUGUUCCACGUGCUGUUUUGGUCGAUUUGGAACCACGGGUUAUCAAUGGAAUUAUGACUAGCGAAAACUUCAGUAGACUUUUCAAUCCUGACAAUGUCUACAUGUCUACACAUGGCGGAGGUGCUGGUAAUAAUUGGGCUAGUGGAUAUGGACAGGGCAGUGAAGUCUAUGAACAAAUACUGGAUAUGAUCGAACGUGAGUCAGAAAACAGUGAUCAGAUGGACGGGUUCCUCUUCACACACUCCGUCUCUGGUGGAACCGGAUCAGGAAUGGGAUCACUAAUUCUCGAAAAAAUACGCGACAAAUUUCCAAAAAAGGUCAUUCAAACAUUUUCUGUAUUUGCGAACCAUGAAGACACUAGUGAUGUGAUAGUCCAUCCAUACAAUUCAGUGUUGUCAUUGGAAAGACUUAUCGAUUUUCCAGUUGUAAUUGACAACGCUGCGUUGAAUAGAUUAGCCGCCGGAAAGUUUGAGACACAAGAGCCCACCUUUGACCAUAUAAACUCACUGGGUUGGUUCACUUAUUUCCAGGUGACUCGAAUCAUGUCCACAUCAACAGCGAUGUUCAGAUUCGACUCGCACAUCCUUACCUCUAUACGUUCCAUGUGUUUGUCCCCGAUUCAACCGCUGCACUUUAUUCAAGCAGGAUUUUCGCCCGUCGUCGAUCCGAAUGAGUCUUUCACCAGAAAAACAUCAGUUGCCGAUGUUGUUCGAAAUUUGCUCAAACCAUCCUCCAUGAUGGUUUCCACUGCGAGUAUGACUCGACCUACACAUUGUAUGCUGUCUGCAUUCUUGUUUCUGCAAGGUCAGGUCACAUCUUCCGAUGUGAACACAGUUUGUUUAUCUGGACAUGUAUCUGGUCUCAUGUUGAAUAACAACACAAGUAUCGCACCCCUAUUUGAACGAAUCCUUCAGCAGUUUGCUCGUCUUCGCACUAAGAAUGCGUUCAUUGAUCGAUUCCAAAAAGAGGAAGGCUUUACUGUUGACAUGAUGGACAGUUCUGCUGAACGAGUACAGGAAUUGGUAGAUUUGUAUUCACAGGCUGAAAAACCGGAUUUUCUUGGCUGA